AGCUAACACGUGUUUUGGAAAAGUGUUAAGGACACCAGGCAGUUGUUACCAAGAAAAGAAAUUGUCUUCACAGCAUAACUAUAGGGAGCGUGUCAUCUGACUUCCAGUUCGUGCAAAGAAAAUUAGCGGAAAGGCGUGUCUUGGAAGACGAUGGUCUAUUCGCAUUGAUUUUUUUACGUUGAGAAGAUUGUUUAUUUGUAUGUUGGAAAAAUGGAACAAUCUCCUUUACCAUCAAAGCUAAGCUUUGUCGAGGAUAAAAUUAGACCUCCGCCGUUAGCAGCAGUGCAACCAUCCUUGCUCAUUAGCCCAGUAUCUGUUAAACCUGGAGGAGUGCCACAGACCCAACACAUUCCCGUUAGACCUUCAGUUACGCCAAGACAACUAUUUAUAGGUAAAUCUCCUCAGUAUCCCACGAUUUCUCCAGUUUCCUACCAACCUGGAGCGAAGCAAAUAAUGAAUCAAAAUGGAGCUGGACAACGACCACCAAUCCCUUCAAUGUCACCGCCGAACAUGCGCCCAAUGGCACCACCGAUGAACCGUCAAGGUGCACCUUUAGGUGCACGACCAACUGGGCCAAUGGGAUCACCAGUACCCGGCACUCAAUUCCCAAGUUCCCCUAAUGUUAGACCCCAAAUGCAGACCUCCCAACCAAUCCAACCUGGUAUGCACAGACCACCGAUGAUGCAGAGUAAUAUGCGCCAGGCGACACCUCAACAGGUUAGACUUCCGGGAAUGAUACCUCAGAACAUGAGACCGCCUAUUUCGCCUCAAAACUCUGCCACCGGUGGUAACCAAUUCAUUAGAUCUGGGGUACAACCCGUUCGACAUCCUGGUGCUCCCCCUCCUCAAAUGGCAAAUAUGAAUACCCAACAAAUACGACCAUCCCCAAUUCCUCAGCAAGUUAUCAAUAACAGACCUCCUUCGAUGCCGUUCAAAUCAGCAAUACAAAAUAACAAUUUUGGAGAUCCACACGGUUUAGAGCGAAGCUCACCUGAAAGUAUGAGUCGAAUUCAAUCGGAUAUUGUUUUGGGAAAAGCCGAAAGUCCUAGAAGCAGUUACUUAUCAACUGACGACGAUGACGACGUUGUUAUUGGAAAAAUCACUCCAUUACCCUCGUCAAGAUCGCCAGAAGGACAGACCAGUCCAACAGUAAAAAAUCCCACUUCAAUUCCAUUGCACAGAACUGAUAGUCAGGCAUCCAUACCAUCAAGACCACCUUCAGCAUUAGGCAACCUAAAUAGGACGCCCGAUGUGAUUCUUAGAAACCCGCAUCCCCCUACACAAGUGUUACAAUCAAAUGAAAUAGUUUAUAAGGAAAAGCACGCAAUCUCUCCAGACAAACCGCUGGACGGUUUUAGUCCCAUCGUGAGAGGAAAAACUCCAUCGCCCGAACAGAUGAAGUCAGAUCAUAUUGACUAUCUGCAGUCAAUCAAUCGCUCGCCGAUCACUAAUUUGGCACGGACGACCUCGCCUUCUGAAGCGCUUGCUUCGACGGAGAAAACAAAGCAGUCAAUUCAGAGCACACCUAGCAUCGAACGAGUUACCUUUGUUUUACCAGAAGAAACAAACGACAGUAAGAACUCAGAACCUAUGAGGAAAACGCCAAUACCGCCGAGUGUUUUUAAAAAGACAGUCACCGAAACGCGUGGUCGAAGUCCUCUUAAGAAUCAUCUUUCUACUGACCGGAAACACUCACCCGGUGAUAAUAAAGGCGACAAUGACAGUGGAGUGGACGAAUCGACACAAGAAAAGGAGCGGAAUGGUCCAGGCUCUCCUGCUUCACCAUUAAAGUCACCCAGCAAGAUUCCAUCAUUGCGACGGCCGGAUAGUAUAACUCCCCAGACACGUUCCAGAAGCACCUCAAAGCAACGAUUAACAGCGAAGACUCCAGAAACCCCAACCGAGCCCCUCAUUAAAAAAGUACCAAUGAACAAAAUUCAGGUUGGUGCAACUCCGUCGCCAAAUUUAAAGGUGGUCAAAUCCAAGAUCGGAUCGCUGCAAAACGCGACGCACAAACCAGGUGGCGGACACGUGAAAAUAGAAACGAAAAAAAUAGACAUCAAAGCUGCGCCGAGAAUUGAAGCGAAAAAUGACGCUUACGUUCCGAAGGGCGGCGACAAGAAGAUUAUCACAAACAAACUGCAGUGGAAUGCCCGGUCCAAAAUUGGCUCAUUGGAGAAUACCAGCCACAAGCCGGGUGGAGGAGAUAAAAAAAUCGAAACGCUGAAGACAGAUUUCAAGGACCGCGCCAAGUCUAAGGUGGGCUCGAAGGACAAUAUGAGCUACCAACCCGGCGGGGGUGAUGUGAAGAUUGUCAACCAGAAGUUGGAUAUUAAGGCGGAAAGCAAAGUGGGCUCACUCGAAAACGUUAAACACAAACCAGGUGGUGGCGACAUAAAGAUUUUCGACGACAAAGAAUAUCUGAGGCAAAUCGAUCAUCCUAUUGCACCAACUCCACCGUCACAGAGUCCUACACCGGACAGCGCCAGCAAUAACGAUGCCAGCGAAGCAGCAGUUGCACCAUAUACAACUAACUAAAUUUCACGCAAACGCUUUUCUUACACAAAUAUAAAACUAACAGCAAGCAGUUCAACUUUUGGUUCCAAUCUUCUUUUUUUAACAUAGUAUAAUUGCAUUAGCUAGCAAUAGUCUAAAUUUAGUUGCCGAGUGAAGUUUUGAUAGGUAAUUCAAUUUUAUACUAACAUAUUAUACACAAGUAAAAUGCGUAGAUGUCACGCUCAAUACGUACCAAGUAUCAACAAAAUCAAAUCAAAUUCACCAAGCAAAGCUCUGUAUCAAGCAAAGAACAAGUUUACAAACAUUUACAAAAUGAAUGCACAGCCACAAAUUUAAGUUGCAACAUUUUCGAAGUCAGAUACAAGACUAAAAAUAUAGUUCACUGUUCAUAAAUUACGUAACGCAAAAUUUGCUCAAAAUUGACUCGCCCAUCCGUAAUGUUACAAAUCGUCACAAAUUUAUUUGUCCCCUUCCCAUGUGUCACAACAUGUCACAUUUUGUAAUACCCCCUUUGAUAGUGUUACGUAAUUUAUGAAUGGUAUCUAUUAUCAGAGACAUUUUCAUUCCUAGUAAUCCUGAUUCGUCAUGGAACGUGAUUCGAUCAUUUUAUUUCGAAAAAAUGAACUGACCAUCGAUAUACUGCCAUUUGAUUUUAUGACAAUGCGGCUAUAGUGAAAGUGUCUCUGGUUUAUUAUGUUUGCAUGAAAUUGCAUAAUGCCUAGAUUAUAAUCCUAGUUUUUGUAAACUUUAAUUAUAGGUUAAUUAUCAUAAUACAAGCACCUUACUAAUACUUUUCAUUGUUUUGCUUUAGGAAGGUAAAGCUACCGUCGAAGCAACAUGCAAUACCUAUAGUUACACAAUAAUGAGUUAAUUGUUAAAUGUCAUUAUUAUAGUUUUUUUCGGUUUAUUUCUUGUGAUUUGACUUUUCGUUCUAAGAGUUGUGAAUCAUUCUGUUCGUUGACUCAAUUUCUAUUGUUUUAAUUUUUAAUUAAUUUCUUUCAUUUAUUUUUAGUCGCCGAUUCCUGAGUUCUCCUAAAAACUCCUACUAUUAGUUGACAUUUUUUUCGAUAGAGAAAAACAAGUGAUGCCAACACUAAGAAAAGAAUAUAAAUUUAAUAUGUAUAUGCAGUGUAGUUUAAUUAUGGUCCUGUUGAUUAGUUCUAAGUUUUGUACUUUCUGGAAGCAUUGAUAAAUUAUACGCAGAUUAUUAUUGCACCGGUACUCUCUGCUACACUUUAUUGGGUGCAAAAGAAUAUUUUCACAUUUUAUAGAGUCGAUUAGUUACAACAAAGAGAGAUACACUUUCUGUUGUGAUUAUUUCUUUUGUUUUUACUCAUUGAAAAUUAGAAGCUGUGUUACUUUAAAUAUCAAAAAUGAACAUUAUUCUUUCGUUCAGAGUGUUUUCUAGUCGGUUGUUCAGUUUAGAUUGAAGGCAGCAGAAAUGUUGCAAGAAUGUUUGACAAUUUCCUUUCACGUUAAGAAUUGUAUUUCAUAAAUAUGAUCGCAUUGAAAGAACAUAAAUCAUAGUUACAAUAUAACUGCGGAAGGAAAUCGUUCUACAGGUGCAGUUUGUAAAAACAUCAUUGUAUUGUAAUUAUAUAUUAAAUAUAUUUAUCUAUUUCAAAACAAAACUCAUGUAACUGUCGCUGUUCAAUGGCGGUAUCAGAAUUAAAUGGACGCAAAAGCGAACCAUCAUUGAUAAACUAUGAACAAAACAGAACAAAAUUAUUUAGAUUGUACCAUUAUUGAUUACUUAGUUUGGUAGAAUGAAUGAGAAAUAAAAUACACACCAGGAUGACAAAUUCAUACUAUUUGUUUACAAAUA
Topomyia yanbarensis is the source of this 4342-nucleotide messenger RNA. RefSeq names its product microtubule-associated protein tau (gene tau). Gene Ontology annotation, biological process: microtubule cytoskeleton organization; neuron projection development. Lineage: Eukaryota; Metazoa; Arthropoda; Insecta; Diptera; Culicidae. The record is from RefSeq and is a predicted model, not a curated record. Gene Ontology annotation, molecular function: microtubule binding. The transcript has 9 exons. The coding region runs from base 211 to 2538 and encodes 775 amino acids. Gene Ontology annotation, cellular component: neuron projection.